Messenger RNA from Penaeus indicus, 1854 nucleotides. RefSeq names its product cytochrome P450 2L1-like. The transcript has 11 exons. The record is from RefSeq and is a predicted model, not a curated record. Gene Ontology annotation, cellular component: intracellular membrane-bounded organelle; cytoplasm. The coding region runs from base 129 to 1583 and encodes 484 amino acids. NCBI's taxonomy places the organism in Eukaryota, Metazoa, Arthropoda, Malacostraca, Decapoda, Penaeidae. Gene Ontology annotation, molecular function: steroid hydroxylase activity; iron ion binding; oxidoreductase activity, acting on paired donors, with incorporation or reduction of molecular oxygen, reduced flavin or flavoprotein as one donor, and incorporation of one atom of oxygen. Gene Ontology annotation, biological process: xenobiotic metabolic process.
CAUCGUGACGAGGGGGGGGGGGAGGCAGAGUUGCCCGGAACGUCGAGGAAGAAACACCUGAAGAUUUGUGUUAAAGCAAGUCGCUGUGUUAUCUACCUUCUGUCUUGUAGGUAUUGCAGAUCGCCACCAUGAUUAUAGAGAUCCUGCUGUUCGCGGCGGGAGUGAUUCUGCUUCACUAUUGGAUUUCCAGACCUCGGGGAAUGCCACCAGGCCCGAUGGUCAUACCAUACCUUGGCUCCAGGCCUGUCUUCAAUGUCGAGCAUGUGCAGGAGAUGCACAAAACAUAUGGUGAUAUAUUUAAGUCGGAACUAGGGCCGCACAAGUUCAUAUUCCUUUGCAGCAACAAACUUAUCAAGGAAGCGUAUGCAAAGUUUGCUGAUCGUCCUCAGUUAGAAAUGGUGCACUUUCUGACUGAUGGACAAGAAGCGGGUGUUGUGAUGAGCAACGGCAAGCGAUGGCAGAACGCUCGGAGGUUCCUGCUGCGCAACCUUCGUGAUCUCGGGAUGGGAAAGACCUACCUGGAGGAGAGCAUCCUGGAGGAGGCCAGAGCGCUGGUCAAGGACUUCAGUUCCUACGCUGGAACGCCUUGUCACGCGCCGGAGUCGCUCAAUGUUGCCGUCUUGAACAUCAUCUGGCAGAUGGUCGCAAACAAGCGCUACGAUCUCUACGACAAGGAGGUGCUCAAACCCAUCACCAUCUUGAGGUCCGUCGACGCGUCCUCCGCGGCUUUGUUGAUCGAGUUCAUCCCGUGGAUUAGGAAACUGCUGCCGGAAUUCAUGAAGGAAAAAUUACUAACGGGAAUCAUGAGGAGGGUCAAAGACAGCAUAGUGACUUUAUUGAAGGACACGAUAGAUUCUCACAGAGCCACGCUCGACCCUGCCAACCCCCGUGACGUCAUCGAUGAAUAUUUGAUAGCCAUAGACGAAAAGAGCGAAAUUGCUGAGUACUUCAGUGAGCUGGAUCUGAUGAGGAUUAUCUUCGACCUGUUCUCCGCGGGCUUCGACACGACGUCCAACACCCUGCACUGGAUCAUCCUCUACAUGGCCAAGUACCCUGAAGUGCAGCGUCGCGUCCAACAGCAGAUCGACGAGGUUGUCCCGCGCGACACCUUACCCUCAUACCAGCACAAGAGUCGGCUGCCGUUACUCGAAGCGACGGUCCAGGAGGUUCUACGUGUGUCGUCCCUGAUUCACAACGGAGUUCAACGCGCAAAUGAGACCGAUAUUUACCUGGGAGGCUACUUAAUUCCAAAGGGAUCGUGGUUGUUCGGGUGCUCGGGAAUAUGCCACAUGGACUCACGCUACUGGGAAGAACCGCAGGAGUUUCGACCCGAGCGGUUCCUCGACGAAGAAGGGAAACUCAAAACGCCCAAGGAGGGAUUCAUGCCCUUUGGUACAGGACGAAGGGGCUGUCUUGGGGAGGGUCUGUCAAGGAUGGAACUAUACAUCUUCACGGCAGCCCUUCUGCAGAACUUCACUUUCUCUCCUCCAGAGGGCGUCGAGAUCGAUCUAGAAGCCAACCCCAAGCAACCUGCUUCACGUAUGCCAAAAGGACAAAAUAUUGUCAUCAGCACCAGGGAAUGAUAAUCUAGUCUUCUUACACUUUGAGAGCAGAAUUUGAUUUUUCGCUCUUCUGUUUCUCCACUACCUACAUGUUCAUUUUACAUCGUAUAGGGUAUUAUAUAUUGUCAUUACUAGAAUCAGAAAUAGUAUGCUCACUAUUGUCAUCUUGUUGUUUUUACCACUGAGGCUGUUAUUUUUGUCUUUUAAUAUGAUCGUGUUUUGUCGUUAAAAAUAUUCUUUUGUUAAGUCAGUAUUAAGAGCUCGUCAUUAGAAAAUAGAUUGACCAAAAUGU